AGUGGCCCAAGAUUGUUUGCGUGAGCGUUGGGUUGAGCACCAUGUUCUCGCAGUGAUAAACGACUCGCCAAUGAGAGCUCUGUUUGCAUAGUGCUUGUAAAACAAAUGGGUUGCGGGUGCAGUAUCAAGGGCAAUGGAAACGUGGAGAAACCAGAACACCCGACCGCCAACCAAGCGCAGCCAGUGGCGGAUGUGAUGCCGCGUCCGGGGGUCAUGGUGUCCCCCUGGAGUGAUUGGUCCUUACGCGCAGGUGCCGAGCUCGAGCCGCUGCUUGAGUGCACCACGCUCGUUUGCGUGCGUUGGCUUGUAAAACUGGGUGAGAGGGGCGGCGUGAUACCAGCGUGGCAAAAUCUUCCAGCCGAGGCCAAGGUCUCCAUUGACGACCUGCGCAGUUCGGUUGGGCGCGUGGAAGGUGGACCGUACGGUUUGUACUACGGGUUGCCGGUGCUCGUGCUGUCGUACCCGUGGUGGACUCAGAGACACCCAGACCCUGAAGGCGCGCAGCUCCGCAUGUUGUUACCCAUAUUCCGGGCGAUCGUGGCUAACCUCGACAGCAUGGACGAGAGCAUGAGGUUGACGUGGGGUGUGGUGUGGGAUUUCUGUGCCUUUCCCCAGCGCGGCUACUCGGCGCGGCCUGGCCGGGACUCGGCCCUGACGGACGGGGAGGACCGCAGUGAGGAAGAGGUGUCGCGCUUUCGCGCGGGCCUCAGUAGCGUCAAUGUCUGGUACAUGCACCCGUACGUGUGGACACUCCUUGUAGACACGCCGAUCACCGACGCGUCGGCAACUUACAAGCAGCCGUAUCGAGAGCGUGGCUGGCCUACCUUCGAGAGGUCGGUCGCCGCACUCGUCAAGAAUAUGGCGAACCUGCUCUCGCUCGAGCGCUACAUUGCGGCGGAGAUGCCCAACUGGCUUUCCAUCGUCGAGGGCUGCCGCGCUGGCCGGGCCGCCCCCCUGGCGCCGCCGGCCUUUUCGGCCAUGAUGCGCAAUGCCGUCGGGAGCGGGGCCCUCAGGGUGACCAACGGGUCCGACGUGGAGGAGCGCCUGAUCCCGCAGUACGAGCUCGGCUUCAAGAGGGCGUACUCGACGCCGUGGAUCAGGGAGAUGUGGUACUCGAGCAGUGGCGAAGCGUCCUGGCUGACCUACAGGCCCACUAAUGAAUGGUCUAAUAACCUUUUGUGGUCUGCACGAAAUGUUCUUAGAGCAUUUCUGGCUGGGGCUGUCUUGUUAUACUACAUCGGCCUAUAUGAUAAGAGCACUGCUUCUGUUAUUAGAUCAUGUCGGGUUCGAAGACCACUUCGUGGCAAGCCUAUAGGAAUGUCGGGACGGUCGGUCCCUGCUCAAGGUACGCAGGGCAGUCCUGGACGGACGAGCACAUCGCCCAGCUCGCGGUGGCGUUGCGGUUCGCGCACGAGGAGAUCGAGGGCGGCGGCGGACUGCGCGACAUCGAGGAGCUUCACCUGGGCCUCAAUGAGCUUUCCGAUGCUGGCAUGCGAUCGCUUCUCGAAGUCUUCUGGCUUCCUGGCGUGCUGCCGAAACUCCAGAUGCUCUCCCUCGAUGACAGCAGGGUCGGUACCGAAUCGGUGCAAGAGUUCGCCGAGCUUCUGGAGAGCGGCGAUGCCCUUCAGGCACUCAAUGAAGUCCUUCUGGAAAAUACCUUGGCGAGCGAUGAGGCGGUCCAGCGCGUCCGUUUGGCGCUCCGACGCCGACGCCAGGCGUUGCACUUCGCCAAACAAUCUGACAUAACCGAUCUCUAUUGCAUGGUGCCCAGACACCGAAAGUGACCCCCCGCUACUGAUCGUGCCUCGUAAGGACGACUUGGGAUUGAUAUCAGCGAACGGCAGGUAUCUAUCAAGUCAA
Messenger RNA from Prorocentrum cordatum, 1860 nucleotides. NCBI's taxonomy places the organism in Eukaryota, Dinophyceae, Prorocentrales, Prorocentraceae. The record is from the annotation of a GenBank genome assembly.